Molecule: messenger RNA, 1649 nt
Organism: Branchiostoma floridae (Florida lancelet)
Lineage: Eukaryota; Metazoa; Chordata; Leptocardii; Amphioxiformes; Branchiostomatidae
Product: zinc finger protein 525-like
Exons: 2
Coding region: 15-1025 (336 amino acids)
Biological process (GO): regulation of transcription by RNA polymerase II
Cellular component (GO): nucleus
Molecular function (GO): DNA-binding transcription factor activity, RNA polymerase II-specific; RNA polymerase II transcription regulatory region sequence-specific DNA binding
Source: RefSeq, a predicted model, not a curated record
GAAGCAGGUUAGACAUGGCAGAAGCAGGUAAUGGGACUCCUACUGCUGUUUACCAAACCUUUUGUGAUGGGUCUUCUACUGGAUUUCUAUUCGACCGAGAUGGAAGCAUAAGAAAAGACCAGCCCACAGCGAGCAAAAAGAGUUUGGUCGGUCAGCCGGAAGCAAACACUGGUAAGAAGCCCUACAUGUGUGGGGAUUGUGGGUACAGGACAGCUAAGAAAUCUCAUUUAUCCGACCAUAUGAGAACUCAUACCGGUGAAAAACCCUACAAGUGCGAACAGUGUGACUAUUCUGCAGCAAAGAAAAGCCAUGUGGAUUAUCACCUAGCCAAACAUACUGGUGACAAACCCUACAUGUGUGGGAAAUGUGAGUACAGGACGGCUCACAAGUCUCACUUAUCGCGACAUAUGAAAACUCACACAAGGCAAAAACCCUACAAGUGUGAAAAGUGUGACUAUUCUGCAGCAAGCAAAUACCAAUUGGACCAACAUCAAGCCAAACACACUGGUUAUAAGCCCUACAUGUGUGGGGAGUGUGGGUACAGGACAGCUUACAAGUCUCACUUAUGCCGGCACAUGGGAACUCACAUAGGGCAAAAACUCUUCAAGUGUGAGCAGUGUGACUAUUCUGCAGCAAGGAAAUACCAUUUGGACAGACAUCUAGCCAAACACACCGGUGAGAAGCCCUACAUGUGUGAGGAGUGUGGUUACAGGUCAGCUCAAAAGUCACAUUUAUCCCGACACAUGAGAACUCAUACUGGUGAAAAACCCUACAAGUGUGACCAGUGUGACUAUUCUGCUGCACAGACGUCCACCUUAAACCAACAUCUAGCCAUGCACACUGGUGAAAAGCCCUACAUGUGUGGGGAGUGUGGAUACAGGACUUAUCGCAAGUCUCAUUUAUCCGAACACAUGAGUACUCAUACAGGUUACAAGCCCUACACGUGUGACCAGUGUGACUAUUCUUCUGCAACAAAGUUCAAUUUGGACAGACAUGUAUCUAAACACACCGGUGAUAAGCCUUAGUCUUACAUGUGUUUGGGUCGUGGGUACAGGACAGCUAAAAAGUCUUACUUAGCGAAACACAUGAGAACUAAUGCUGGUGAAUAAAGCUACAAAUGUGACCAGUGUGACUAAAUCAAGUUUGAAGCAACUCACAUGUGUAGCUUAUCUAAAAAUAUGAAGACUCACAAAUGUAAAAAAAAUAAUGCCCAGUUUGACUUUUCUGCAACAAGUAGGUGUAAUUUCUACAAAAAUCUUAAACAACACACAACCUAAUGACGCACCUACAUGUGUCGGGAGUGUGUGUACCUUGUCUACCUUGCUGAACAUGAGAAUUCAAACAGCAGAAAAACGCCAUAAGUCUGACCAGUGUGACAAUACUUGAGCAUCUGAAUUUGACAACCAUCAAAGAGCACAAUGGUGAACAACAGUAUAUGUUUGAGUAAUGUGAUUUUAUGACAUCUAAGUAAACUCGAUAAUUAAUCCGAACUGGUAGUGCAUAUGGUAUGACGAGAACACCGGGCUGUUUGACUAAGUUGAGGCCUUGUCUUGUGAUCUUAGCUUCUGUAACGUAAAAUGUUUCAGUAACCACCAUGGCUGAUAUGUAAGAACAUAGCUCAUUAGUGACAAUAAAGAAGCUUAUUAGAA